Acyrthosiphon pisum (pea aphid) is the source of this 1409-nucleotide messenger RNA. RefSeq lists its product as uncharacterized. The record is from RefSeq and is a predicted model, not a curated record. NCBI's taxonomy places the organism in Eukaryota, Metazoa, Arthropoda, Insecta, Hemiptera, Aphididae. Gene Ontology annotation, cellular component: cytoplasm. Gene Ontology annotation, molecular function: dCMP deaminase activity; zinc ion binding. Bases 177 to 1334 code for a protein of 385 amino acids. The transcript has 5 exons.
ACAAUUAUAAUUGACCGUCAAACCACCGAAAGCCAUUACUGCGUUCAUUAGGCAGUAAUCAGUAUUGUCACUGCAGUCAACUUGUGUAGUUCAAUUUCAGUUGCGAUUUAUUUUUAUUACGUACAUGUUCGUCCGAUUAUACAUUUUAAUUAAAUUAAUUGUGUAAUUUUUUUACAAUGAAACGCUGUUUAGAAAAUAACGACUCCACCAUGAACGAUCAAAAUCAAGGCGCUUCGUGUUCUAAAAGUAAAUCAACACAUAUUAAUAAAUGUCUUACAAAAAAUGCUGUUGAAUCUGAAGCUCAAAUUAGCUCAAUUUAUGAAACUACAGAUUCCUAUGAUGAUACUAGUGAUACUAGUGAUACUGAAAAAAAAUUUAAAAAAAAUGAAAAACGAACAGAUUAUCUAAGCUGGGAUGAUCUUUUUAUGGCCAUUGCAUUUUUGACAGCCAAAUGCAACAAAGAUCUUAAAAAAAAAGUUGGUGCUUGUAUUGUUGAUUCGGACAAAAAAAUCGUAGGCAUAGGUUAUAACGGAAUGCCUACUGGAUGUAACAAUGGAAACUUUCUUGAUCAUAAAUUUGCUCGUUAUUUUGAAUGCCACGCUGAAAUGAAUGCUAUACUUAAUAAAAACUCUAUACACAUACAAAACUGUACCAUAUUUGUAUCUCUUUAUCCAUGUAGUGAAGCCGCAAAAAUUAUUAUUCAAUCAGGUAUCAAAGAAGUAGUGUAUAUGCCAGAUCUAAAAUCAUCCAAAGAUCAAGCCACUAAAAAGAUGUUUGAUGCAUCGGGUGUCGAAAUCAGAGAACACACGCCAAAUCAGAAUAUUAUAAUUAGUUUUCCCAAAUUAGAUAGUCCGGUAGUUGAUUUAAGCAGGAAUCUUUUUAUGGCUAUAGCAUAUUUGACGGCUAUGCGUAGUAAAGAUCCUGUAUGUCAAGUUGGCGCUUGUAUCGUUAACUCGGACAAUACAAUUGUAGGCACAGGAUAUAAUGGAAUGCCUACAGGAUGUAACGACGAUGAGUUUCCAUGGGGUAAUAAUAAGAAUUUGACAUUAAACAAAUUUAUUUAUGUAUGCCACGCUGAAAUGAAUGCUGUGUUUUAUAAAAGCUCUAUGAUUAAUGUAAAAGAUUGUACCUUGUAUGUAACUCGUUUUCCAUGCAUUGAAUGUGCAAAGAUAAUUAUUCAGUCGGGUAUCAAAGAAGUAGUGUAUUUGACGAAUCCGAAAUAUGGUAAAGGGAAAGAUACAGCCACUAAAGAUCUAUUUAAAGCAUCAGGUGUAAAAAUCUAUGCACACAAACAAAAUUUGGAUAUCACACUUGAUUUUUCAAAAACUACUUAAUACUCCAGACAAUUCAUAUUAUAAACAAUUGUAUUCAAUAUAUAUUUAACUUAAAAUAUGAUUAACCUUUUUAUA